Molecule: messenger RNA, 1673 nt
Organism: Bradysia coprophila
Lineage: Eukaryota; Metazoa; Arthropoda; Insecta; Diptera; Sciaridae
Cellular component (GO): nucleus
Molecular function (GO): nucleic acid binding; zinc ion binding
Source: RefSeq, a predicted model, not a curated record
CAGCAGACAAAUCAUUGGAAGACAAUUAAGCAGAAAAUCUUUGUUUACGUUUCGAGCUAUCAGAAUUGGCAAGAUAUAAUGGGUUACAACGAUUUUUUGGAACUGAUUACAAGAAACACCAGUAAUAAACUGGACGAUUAUAAAGAACUGUGUCGCAUUUGUCUGGAAAAUCAACCAAAUAGUGUUGACAUUAGCGAGAACAGUUGUAGUUCUGUGAAGCGAAGUGAAGCAAUCCGGAGCAACUACAUCACCAUUUCUAAACAAUAUUUGCCAACAUCGGAUGAAUACCCGAAAUUUGUGUGCCCGUCUUGCGAGAUAUAUUUGGGUCAAUUGGCGCGAUUCGCUCAACAAAUCGAAGAAAAUGCCGAGAAUUGGGAAAUAUUUUUGUCCCGGAGACGAAUGGAAGAAUGUGCGGACAUAGUAGAUGGAAUCAAAAUCGAAAUCGGUGAGGAGAAAUGCGACAAUGGACCGGUUAACGACACAUACAUUGCCGAUGCAUUGGAAAUGGCGGAACUGCCUCCAAUGAAAAUUGAGGAAAUAUUUGCUGCACCCUUGCCAGCAAUAGACUCAAUAGACAAGCCAAGAAAAAAGUACAAGAGGAAACCAAAGUUGUCAUUUGUGACCACUGUAUUCGAACGGACUUGUCAACAUUGUGAUGAACCAACGUUUUCGUCGUUGACACGAUUGUACAGUCAUCAAAAGCUGAUGCACCCUGACAUUAGAGCUUACAGCUGCGAUCUCUGUGGUAACAAAUUCAGGGCAAAGGAUGCAGUGGUUAGGCACAUGAAAGAGAGACAUGCAGACAACGGUCGGAAGCAUCAAUGUCAAUUUUGUGCCAAACUAUUUUACACCGAUCGAGAGGUGAAAGGACACGAGAAAUGUCAUCUGAAUGAACGAUCCUACGUUUGUGAUUUUUGUGGUAAAGGAUUCAACAAUAAAUCCGAGUUGAACGCUCAUUUAAAGUCGAAGGCUCACAAUGCGAAUUAUGCGAUGAUAAAACACAAGAAAUACGCUCGGAACAAAGCGAACAACAAAACGGUCUACCGCUGUACGCUGUGUGUGCCGGCAACAAUUUGGAGUGACUUGGAGGAACGGACCAAACACCGAGAUAUGGCGCACAAAAUAUUCGACUGCGGCGUCUGCAAGAAUUCAUUCUUAACCAUAGAAUCGCUGAACAGUCACAAGUUGCUGCAUUCGAACAAACCGCGACCUCACGUUUGUAAGGUGUGUAACGCUACAUUCAGUCAAGCCUCACACUUGACAUCACACAUGAAAUGCAGGCACAGCGAUCGGAAAGCAUUUCCAUGUUCGUUCUGUGGGAAAACGUUUCCCGAAAACUUUAACCUAACGUCGCACGUGAAUCUCGUACACAAAAAAGGUGAGCGAGUCAAAUGCAACGAAUGUGAAGCGAACUUCUCGUCAACCAAAUAUCUUCGGAGGCACAUGCUGGAGAGGCAUUCAACGACACCGUCUCGGUAUGACUGUAAAGAUUGCGGUACGAAAAACAGUUCCGGUCGAAUGUUGGCGCUACACCGACUGAAAUUUCAUACGAACGACAAUCAAUAAUAAACUGAAUUUGUUCAUGGUGCAAUUCGAAUAGCUGUUGAAAUGUUGAAAUUUGAACCAUGUCCACCCUCCAUUGUGUGAUAAAAAAAAUUAUAAGAUUGGAUCCU